AUGGCGACCAAUGUUACGAGGGGAGUAUCGCUGUCAUGUUUACUGUGUUUAAAGGAAUACAAUAUACCGAGGACUUUGCCGUGCCACCAUACAUACUGUGAGGAAUGUUUGAAACACUACAUCGAAAACCUUUCUGGUGCGGAGUUUGUAUGUCCUGUUGGUUGCAAUGUGGUGGGAACUAUAGACUCCAGUAUACAGAUGGACGAGCUGAUUAAGACAUUUCCUAUCAACGUACUGUAUGCUUCGCUCGCCAAGUCUGCACGCCUGGACGAACGAGAGUGUGACCACUGUCCAAACCAAACCAUGGCCAGACGUGCAACGAUGUGGUGUAAAAACUGCGAAGGGUCAUUGUGUAGAGACUGUACUGUCGAUCACCGAAAACGACGGAUAUCUGUGAAUCACGACAUCAUUGACAUCGCGAAGGAAGGCAACCACGUGGUUGAGUCUUUUAGAGUAGAAGUGAAUUGCCCCUGUCACAAAGGAAGGCAAAUUGUUUCGUUCUGUUCCGUUCAUUCUGAACUAUGUUGCUCGGAGUGUUGUAAAACACGUCAUGUCGGCUGUACAUUAUGGACUAUAACUGACGCAUCGCAGAGACAAGUCGCUAAUAUGAACUUUGAGCAAAUGGCUAGGAAAAUAUCAGAUUUAUCAAAUAAACAGAAAGAUAACAUGAAAGAGUUGGACUCACAAUACGAACAACAUCUUGUCUCGAUGAAUACUCACAUCAUGAAUGCGAAAGACAAAUUAGAUACUUUGCACAAACUAUUCCAGGUAAAAACUCGGGAGGAAAAGAAGGCAAGGAAACGCCAGUUGGAAAUACUUCAGCAGCAGACACGGAUGUUCCAGACAGAGCUAGAAAAUAAUUCCAAGAUUUGUUCCUCAAUAACAAAGGGAAUUUCUCAAAACCAAUCGUUCGUUGUGUUGACACAAAUCAGGGAGCAGACCAGAAAACAUUUCGAAGCCAUACAAUACAUUCUUGACGGUUACAUCGAUGUCAGGGUCGACCUACAAAUCACAGACACGAUAGAACAUGUAGAAUCUCUGAAGUCUGUUGGCGAGGUCACUGAGACGCUUUACCAGUCUGUCGUAUUCAAAGAUGCUUUAAAUACUAUCGAGCAUGAUUUAAUAUCAGAGCACUCAAGUUCUUCGGAUUCCUACCCCAAAAACGAUUCUUCAUAUUGCAGCAUGGACCUCCCGACGUCAGAACACUUCUCAGAAGAGACAACGGUUAAACAUAUUUAUCCAGAGCAACAAUUGGUGAAAACCCCCAGGUUAGGGGUUCCUGGUCUUCCCCGACCUUGUGUGCCCUCAAGACCGGAGUUAGUUCUAGGAAACACCUUAAAAUGUGUGAUAAGUGUCAAGUCAUCUGAUCUAGGAAAUCGCACCUGGUUAACUGGAGGAACCUAUCUCCCGGACGGUCGGCUGAUAUUAGCUGACUUCGGAAACGGACAAAUCUUACUUUGUGAUGAAAGAUACAAUAUUAUAAGGAAAGAAAAAAUGAAGGUAGGGCCGCAAGAGAUAGCUUACUGUGAGGUACAAAAUGCAGUUUAUGUCAGGACAGGCCCACAAAUUGUGAAAUUCAGCCUCGACCCAUUUGCAUUAAGACAGAUUGGAACAAUUGAGCUUCCUGCUGGAACAACCCACCAAUGCGGUAUAGCAUUAUAUGAGGAUACUCUUGUCGUAGGCUCGCUCGGAUCUGUCCUACUGAUGUCCAGGGACGGUAAGGUGCUGAGGGUGAUUAGACGGCAGGGAAAGCCGUACAGUGUUACAAUCUGUCGUCCUCUUCAGCGGUUCUGUUACAUGCACAACGACGAUAUAGUUUACUGCUCCAUGAACGGCGAUGAAGUGUCCAGAUACAAUAGAAAACACUACGAGUGCAAGAAAGUACGUGGAAUGGGCUUCGACAUGUACGGCCAUCUGUACCUAUGCUGCUUCACUCAACCAAGAGGUUACAUAUACCAACUACCACAGACUGGACAAAAAGGGCGUGUCCUUUCGUAUCAGGGCAGCAUGAAACGCCCACGGUUUGUCAUGUACCAUCCCAGGAAACAAGAAUUCAUCGUGACGUCAUUUCAAGAACGUGUUGCCUUCGAAGUUGCCGUGUUUGAUUGA
This is a messenger RNA of Mizuhopecten yessoensis (Yesso scallop), 2109 nucleotides long. RefSeq names its product probable E3 ubiquitin-protein ligase MID2. The transcript has a single exon. Bases 1 to 2109 code for a protein of 702 amino acids. NCBI's taxonomy places the organism in Eukaryota, Metazoa, Mollusca, Bivalvia, Pectinida, Pectinidae. Gene Ontology annotation, molecular function: zinc ion binding. The record is from RefSeq and is a predicted model, not a curated record.